CACUAUGUUUGCACGUAAAUCUGCAGCCAUGAAUUAUUCACCAAUGAUGGGGCUGACUGAAAACAACUCAGCAACCUACUUGUCCUCAGGAAAUCCAUGUCUGGACUUGUUCUUCCAUGUAGUCCCUGACACCCCUGCUUCUCAGCUCAUCGAACGUCUCGAAGCGUCGUGGGCUCAUGAUCCCUUGACUACCCUGAAGCUCAUCUGCAAUCUUCGAGGCGUUCGGGGCACUGGGAAGACAGAUAAAGAAGGGUUCUACACUGCUGCACUUUGGCUCUUCAAGAACCACCCUAAAACCCUUGCAUGCAAUGUCCUGGUUUACGUGUCGUUCGGGUACUUUAAAGAUUUGUUGGAGAUCAUGUUUAGGGUAAUUCAAGGGGGUGAUGCGAGGAAUGUGAUGAAGGGGGAGUGGGAGUCUGUUAAGGCUGGCUCGAAAAGGAGGUUUGUGGAGAGGAGGUUUCGUGACAUUCAUGUUACUAAAAGUGGGAGGAAGAUGAGGGAUACAAGGAGUGAGGCUAAUGAGAAGAGGAGAGAAAGAGGGGAGGUCUCGAGGGAGGAGAGGAUCGAGGCGAAUAAGGCGAGAGUGAUGGAGGAGAGACAGAGGGCUAAGGAUUUGAGGAGGGAGAGAGAGCUGGAGAGAUCAAAGAAGGCUAUGGAAAUGUAUAAUACUAAUGUGGAUUAUCAGUUGUUGUUUGAGAAUGUUUCUACCCUUUUCGCGAAUUUGUUGAGGGCGGAUAUAGAGUUGGUGAAUUCUGGUGAGGCCAAGAAGAUUAGUUUGGCUGGGAAGUGGUGCCCUACGAUUGAUUCGUCGUAUGAUAAGUACACGUUGAUCUAUGCUAGUAUUGCCAAGAAGGUCUUUCCGCGUGAAUCUUACCCUGAGUAUGAAGGAAUUGCAGAGGAUCAGUAUGUUUAUGAAGUGAGAAAUAGGUUGAGGAAAGAAGUUCUUGUUCCACUUCAUGAGGUGCUUAAGUUGCCGGAGGUUUAUAUGAGUGCAAGGGAAUGGAAUUUGGUUGCUUACAACCGAGUUGCCUCAGUUGCGAUGAAGAAUUACACCAAGAUUUUUAUGGAUCAUGAUAAGGAAAGGUUUACUGAGUACCUUCAGAAUGUGAAACAGGGGAAGGCAAAAAUUGCAGCCGGAGCAUUGCUUCCCCAUGAAAUAAUUAGGUCUUGUUUAAAUUAUUAUAGUGAUUGUGAGGGGGAAAAGAUUGUUGCAGAGCUGCAAUGGAAAAGAAUGGUUGAUGAUAUGAUAAUGAAGGGUAAGCUAAAAAAUUGUAUUGCAGUUUGUGAUGUCUCUGGAAGUAUGAGUGGAACUCCUAUGGAAGUUUCGGUUUCACUUGGGCUAUUAGUCUCUGAGCUAAGCGAAGAGCCUUGGAAGGGACAGGUGAUUACUUUCAGUCAAAACCCUCAGCUUCACAUCAUCAAAGGAGAUACUCUCCAAAAAAAGGCCAACUUUGUUAUGCAUAUGGACUGGGGAAUGAAUACUGAUUUCCAGAAGGUUUUUGAUCGUAUAUUGGAAAUUGCUGUCAGUGCGCAGCUGAGUCAAGAGCAGAUGAUAAAGACUGUGUUUGUUUUUAGUGAUAUGGAGUUUGAUGAAGCCUCUACAAAUCCAUGGAAGACUGAUUACAUGGUGAUUCAGGAAAAAUUCAAGGAAAAAGGGUAUCAGAAAGUGCCUGACAUUGUGUUUUGGAACCUCAGGAACUCCUCUGCAACACCUGUUGCAGCCACAGAAAAUGGGGUGGCUAUGGUUAGUGGUUUUUCAAAGAAUUUGUUAACAAUGUUCUUGGAUGGUGGGGGUGAAAUUAGUCCUGAGGUUGUGAUGGAAGCGGCCAUUUCGGGCACUGACUACCAGAAACUAGUGCUAUACGACUAAAAAUGAAUAUGUAUCUUGUAGAAA
This is a messenger RNA of Daucus carota subsp. sativus, 1894 nucleotides long. RefSeq lists its product as uncharacterized. The record is from RefSeq and is a predicted model, not a curated record. The transcript has a single exon. The coding region runs from base 5 to 1870 and encodes 621 amino acids. NCBI's taxonomy places the organism in Eukaryota, Viridiplantae, Streptophyta, Magnoliopsida, Apiales, Apiaceae.